Messenger RNA from Cucumis melo (muskmelon), 1302 nucleotides. Its product is annotated as transcription factor MYB98. Gene Ontology annotation, cellular component: nucleus. The transcript has 3 exons. The record is from RefSeq and is a predicted model, not a curated record. Gene Ontology annotation, molecular function: DNA-binding transcription factor activity, RNA polymerase II-specific; RNA polymerase II cis-regulatory region sequence-specific DNA binding. Lineage: Eukaryota; Viridiplantae; Streptophyta; Magnoliopsida; Cucurbitales; Cucurbitaceae. Gene Ontology annotation, biological process: regulation of DNA-templated transcription. The coding region runs from base 1 to 1302 and encodes 433 amino acids.
AUGGAGUUCGAUUCCAACUUCAAAGAUGAUCUUCCCCUCUUUUCGAGCUUCUUCUCCGAUAAAACGGAGUCGAAGCCACAGCUAGUACUCGACGACAACGACAACGAUCACGGCGACUUUUCGGGCAUGGAAUUAGGCAGCUCUUCUUCCCCAUCAUCAUCAUCCAAGGGUUUGUUCCAUAGUUUACAACUCCACAAUAAUUUUGAAAAUCAUAACCAUAAUCAAUAUCUUCAUCAAUAUUUCCCCAUCAAUGGAUCAUCUGAUCAUCAUCAUCAUCCAAUGAAUAAUAACAAUAACAAUAAUCAUUUCUCCAAUAUUGAUCAUGGGUCCUUACAAAACCUUCUUUCUGAAAUUCCAAUUACAACCCAAUAUUUUGAUCCAAAAAUUGAACCUGAUUUCACCAAUAAUGAAUUCUCCAAAGAUCAAAGCUUUGAAAACAUUGGGGCCAAUAAGUUCAUGCAUGGCUUUCUAGGGUGUGGGAAUAAUGUUUGGACAAAUUUUCCUGGAAACUUUUUGCCUCAAUUUUCUCAGCUCCCAAACAGCCAUUUAGGGUUGGGAUCAUCAUCAUCUAGCAGUACUGGUAAUUUCAGUUUUAUUGGGUAUGAUCACAACAAGAAGAGAAAAAGAAUUCAGCUUAGAAAAGAAAACAAGCCUCCCAAGAAGCUUCCAAACAUAAUUAAGGGACAGUGGACUCCUCAAGAAGACAGAUUGUUGGUCCAAUUGGUUGAUGAAUAUGGCAUAAAAAAAUGGUCACAAAUUGCAAAAAUGCUGGAAGGAAGAGUUGGGAAGCAGUGUAGAGAGAGAUGGCACAACCACCUGAGGCCAGACAUUAGGAAAGACACAUGGAGUGAAGAGGAAGACAGAAUACUAAUUGAAGCUCAUAAAGACAUUGGAAAUCGAUGGGCGGAGAUUGCCCGGAGGCUACCCGGCCGCACGGAGAACACCAUCAAAAACCACUGGAACGCCACAAAACGCCGUCAAAAUUCCAAGAAAUUCAAAGCCAGAGACGCCGAUUCCAUCAAUAAUAACAACAACAAUCCCAACGGCGGCGGCGGCUCCAUCCUUCAAAAUUACAUUAAAACCCUCACCGCCGCCGAAGAACCGAACCAAAUCCCGGACUCGCUGCCGCAGCUGGUGGACACACACAGCCCUGCCCCCGACGACGGUGGUGGAUAUUGCUUCGGGUUCGGAAUGGGAUCUGGAUCGGGAUCGGAGUUGGAGUGUUUGAAUCUGUUGCAACAAAACGAUGCAAUGAAAUCGGAGAUGGAUCUGCUGGAGCUGAUUUGUCAGGGGAAUCUUUAA